AUGUCCUGUGCGACACAAACAGUCACCUUCGAGUCCUCUUCCAGCAGCCGCGAAUCCAGUCCUGCAAGAGACGAUGAACGCACACAGCUCCUACCCCGAGGUCGUCGCCAUUCCUACAAUACCCUUCCCCGACGACGGCAGUCAAGCAUCUGCAACGCAGAUGCAAUCUUUGUGCGAGUCGAUCUGUUCCUAAGUGAGCUGAAAAGUAGGUUAGACAGGCUAGAAAGAUACCGGCAAGACAGUCUUUUACACUUUGAUGCUCAGUUGGAGCGAGCAUAUCAAGUCCUGAGCGAUGUACGGGACUCGUGCGCACCCUCCCUUUCGGGUGAACUGCUGUGGGGUGCCGCGAGGCACCGUGCUCUUAUCCUUGUCGAUACGCUCGAGACUCGGUACAACGAUAUCAUGCCGUCAAGGGAAACUCUGGAGCACAAAGCACAGGAAGGCAUGCGCCUGAUGGAGUCCUUUCUCUCGGAACUGGAGUCACGGAUGCAUGAAAGGAAGAAACAAUUCAUUGACUCGGGGUGGAGGAAGGUCGACGACUCACUCAACGCCACUCGAGAGAUGCUGGAGGACGGUCUUGACAAAGCGCUGCGGGCACGAGAUAUACUGGCCGAAUCUGUUUCUCACGCGCUGACCCGAGCUGCCGAGACGAGAUUGAUCCACUACGAAGAUCUCCCCACGCCCUGGAGGAAUAACCCUCAUAUCCUCAAAGGUUACCGGUUCAACAGGACACAAGUCGAAUGCCUCACCACCAUGUUCCACGCGCACAACGAAAUGGUCAAUAUAUGGUCACAUACCAUCGGUUUGCUAAUUGUUCUUACCGUCGCCUUUUACUACUAUCCUUCCUCGUCGACAUUUCCUCUCUCAACCAAAAUGGAUGUCCUGAUAGCGGCCUGUUUCUUUGCUGCAGCCUGCAAGUGCAUGAUCUGCUCCACAAUGUGGCAUACCAUGAACAGUAUCUCGGACAAGCGUUUGUUCGACCGGUUCGCUUGUGUGGACUACACUGGCAUCUCACUUCUGGUGGCGGCGAGCAUCCUCAGCACCGAGUGGACGGCAUUUUACUGCGAACCCAUAUCGAGGGCGGUUUAUAUGACUAUGACAACGGUGUUAGGAAUAGCCGGAGCGAUCCUGCCUUGGCGGGAGAGCUUUAAUCGAGCCGAUAUGGCCUGGUUUCGGGUGACAUUCUUUGUAACGUUUGUCGUGGUUGGCUUCGCGCCUGUGCUGCAAUUGAACUACACCCGCGGGCCGGCUUGGACUUUCUAUUUCUACGCCCCUGUUGCGAAAAGUAUCAUGGUGUACUUUACGGGAGCUCUCAUAUAUGCAAGUCAAGUGCCUGAAAAGUGGUGGCCCGGAUCAUUCGAUUAUGUUGGAUGCAGUCACAAUAUCUGGCAUGUUGCUGUGGUCCUAGGAAUUAUCUUUCACUAUUUCGCCAUGUUAGAUUUCUUUCAGGGAGCAUUCACAAGGGCGAGCGAUGGUUGUUGUUUGGGUUGA
Messenger RNA from Cladophialophora psammophila CBS 110553, 1491 nucleotides. RefSeq lists its product as uncharacterized. The transcript has a single exon. Bases 1 to 1491 code for a protein of 496 amino acids. NCBI's taxonomy places the organism in Eukaryota, Fungi, Ascomycota, Eurotiomycetes, Chaetothyriales, Herpotrichiellaceae. Gene Ontology annotation, cellular component: membrane. Gene Ontology annotation, molecular function: signaling receptor activity. The record is from RefSeq and is a predicted model, not a curated record.